AAAGCCAGUCUUUAUCACAAGAGCUAACACUGUCACUGGCAGACGACCUGGAGGGCAAGCCAAUUGCGGAGUUAUGCAAUUACCACCCGUCGCUAUAUGCGUCCGAGAUCUUGCGACGAAUACCGCAAAUCUAUUGAACUGGAGCGUUGUGCCUAAGCCUAGCAUAGAGCGAAUGUUGUUAUCGGCGAAAACAUGUCGCGGCUGCCGAUCGCUGCCUAAGGCCGGCAAGUGGGACUCCGCCGCCUUUGACCUCAAGUCUUCCACGGCUGGGUCUAUGUGCCUAGAGUAUCAUCAGUUCACGUUCAAAAAAACUUCAUUUAUUGAAAAAAAAAAGCCAUUCUGUCACAUAUCUGGCAUUGAGUCGUUGGUUUGGACACGCCGUUUCGUUAUCUGGUGA
Messenger RNA from Penicillium hordei, 397 nucleotides. RefSeq lists its product as uncharacterized. NCBI's taxonomy places the organism in Eukaryota, Fungi, Ascomycota, Eurotiomycetes, Eurotiales, Aspergillaceae. The transcript is spliced from 2 exons. The record is from RefSeq and is a predicted model, not a curated record. Bases 74 to 397 code for a protein of 107 amino acids.